AUGACGAUGGUAGCAGGGUCCAAGGACCUUUCGCAGGAACCACGCAGAAGUGCGCGAAUGGUGUCGCUGACUCUUGGUAGUCAACCGGCACGUUGCAAGGUUACCUUGAGUUCGAAAAAGCAACUUGUAUCAAACAAGAGAGUCCAGCCUGGGAUGAAUAAGCGCAUGUCAGGUCCACUGUUCUCAACUGACACUGGAAAACAAAGCUCGGGCACCGAGCCGUCCUCACCUAUUGAAAUAAGCAUGGAUGAAAGAAUUAUUUUCCUAGAACCGGAAAAAAUAUCAGGAAAUAUUACCAAACAUCAACUGGUGGUGGCCAAAAUGUUAAAGGAUGCUGAGGUAACAUACAAGGAGAUUUCCGAAUUGGGACGCUUUAGAUUUAAAGUUAUCCUAGAUUCAAUGGAAGCGUACGAGAGUAUCCAGAAAAUCGACUUAACGAAGCACAAUUUGAAGAUAUUCCAGCCCAAAUCUACAACAGAAACUGUAGCUUUUGUGCGAGGAAUCCCGGUGGAUUUUGACGAAAAGGAUGUACUAGACAACAUAGAAUGUGACUUCGAAGUCACCAAAGUUGAAAGGAUUAAGCGCAAAAGGAAGGAGAACUUGGUACCCACAGAAAAUAUGAAGAUAACGGUGCAGGGUGGAAAAGUUCCGGAAAAAGUAAUUAUCUAUGGCUGUCCAUUCAAAGCUGAGAUGUACGUUUACCCAGUAAAACAGUGCUUCAAAUGCUGGAAGUUUGGACACCUGAAGUAG
Messenger RNA from Uranotaenia lowii, 750 nucleotides. RefSeq lists its product as uncharacterized. Lineage: Eukaryota; Metazoa; Arthropoda; Insecta; Diptera; Culicidae. The transcript has a single exon. The coding region runs from base 1 to 750 and encodes 249 amino acids. The record is from RefSeq and is a predicted model, not a curated record.